Molecule: messenger RNA, 2681 nt
Organism: Cladocopium goreaui
Lineage: Eukaryota; Dinophyceae; Suessiales; Symbiodiniaceae
Source: the annotation of a GenBank genome assembly
GCGGGUCAAGCCAUGUCAAGCCCACUUACGAAGUGACAAGUGGGAUGGAAAAUGCCAAAAUGCCAAGGGUGCUCACGGAACCAUUGGCAUUGGUAGCGAUCUCCUGGACGUUGAGAGCUUCGUGGCUGGCGCGCAUGAUGCUGCCGGAUCUGACGGCGCAUCCCAAGGAGUUAGUGUUGGAAAUGGAGGUGACCGCACCUCACAACCAGAAGCAUCAACGUGGAGGCAAACUUGUGCGUGAUCGCCAAGCAUGGCAUGUUGAAGCUGAAGCAGAAGAUCAAUAUGAUGAGCGCUGGGAUGACUAUGGCUAUGAGGCCUAUGUGACUGAGGCCCCACCUGAAGAUGCUGCAGCUGGCGACUCCAACAACCAGGAGUACGACGACGUGGUCUACGAUGAGGAGGCCGUUGAGAAUGACACGGAGCAUGCUGCCGAUGGCGGUGAAGCUGAGAUGCCUGACCUGACAGCCGUUGUGGAGGCCCUGACGGUGACUAGCCGGCGUUUGGCCGAAAUCACCAAGUCCAGGGGCUUCUAUCAGGACAAGUCCAAGGGAAAAGCUUCUGGCAAAGCAACCAGCAGCAAGGGCAAGUCGAAGGGCAAGAUGUCUGAGAAGGGCAAGCACUUCAAGGGCAAAGGCAAGGGGAAACCUGGCCCGAUGCCUACUAAGGGCAACUUUGCAAUGCAGCGCAAGGCCAUUGAGGAGUCCUUGUGCUUGGGAUGUGGCAAACCAGGCCACUGGUUGCGCGACUGUCCCAAUGUUGGAACAUACCAAGCUCAGUUGACAACCGUUGGGACUACUUUGGACGUGGAUGGCAUGGUGGAUCACUCUAGCAGCUGGGUUGUCACCAGCACACCGGCUUUGUCAUCGUGCUGCGAGUCGGAAGAAAAAGGCGUGACUGUGGAUGUGGCCAUCCCUGAAGAGAACAUUCUGUCUGAAUCCAUUGCAGUUUUUGAAUCCGUUGCAGCUUCUGGAUCCUUUGCAGUUUUUGAACCCAUUGCAGUUUCUCAGAACGAUGCAGUUUUUGUCGAGCCCCAUGUUCAUGACAACAUUGCGGUUUCCAAGUUUUCCCAAGCUUUUGAGAUUGACAUGUUGCCUGUAGAGAUCGAGACCCCUGAACCCAAUGCAGUUGUCAAGAACCCCCAUGUUCAUGAGUUUGACAUGUUUGUUGCAGAGAACUACAUGGUCACACCCCAUGCUGUUCAUGAACAUGACAAGCCCUACGUUUUGUACGACAAUCCCCAAAUCCUUUUGCAGUCGGUGAACGAUGUUGAGGGUGGUAUGAUGAUUGCAGAUACGGGUUGCCAAAGACAGGUGGCAGGUUCCAGGUGGCAUGAGAUUCGUCAAAGAAGCAUCCAGCCCCUGACCCCGGUGAAGUUUCAUGAUUCAUGCUCCUUCAGCUUCGGGCCUCACAAAGGUACACCUGCCGAAGCGCGGUAUGCCUAUCCAGCAGGACUUGGAGGCAGCAUGGUGGCAUUGGGGGUGAGUUUAGUUUCAUGUGAUGCACCAGCACUUUUUUCAAGACCAGCAUUUGAGAUUCUUGGUGCAGUGCCUGACAUUGGAAAAGGAGUCAUGUUUUACCGUGCCCUCAACAAAACAUCCAAACUCUUUUUGGCAUCCGGUCAUCUUGCAAUCCGGAUUGAUGAAUGGCCAGACGAAGUGUUUGACUGGCCCCUGAGCUUCAGUGAGCAAAGCAUGCCCGAUGUCUUCAUCCCUGACGCGGUUCCUCUCAAGAUCAACAAGCUGGAUGUGGCUUGUGAACCGGCUCGUCGACCACCUCAUGCCGCCGUCGCUCAACAUUCCGCGAUGGCUGCGCAACUGGAAGUACCUGAUGGUGAACUUCCUCGAGCACCUGUACGCCGUGCAGACCAUGGUGCUCAACUAUGCGGCAACGUCGAUGAGGCCAAAGAUCAAAGACUACAUCUUGGACAACUACUUCCCUCCGCAGACGGCGGUGACCAGAAGACCAGCACGGCGGUCUAUCAGAACGACCCCAACACCUGCGGCCACCCAAGCGGCCUGAGGACCUAUGGGGCAGCCGGGUACAGGGUGCACAUCUGCGACCUUUGCGGCAACAGAUGGCGAGAGAGCAAGGACAAGGACAAGUCGUUGAUCCUAUGUGCACCAAAAGCCUCACCCACAGCGAAGACACCGCUGGGGCUCAAGAUCGGCGAACCCUACUUCCCAAAGAAGCCUCAGGGCGCGAUGGCUUUAGCAGAGGGACCACGGGCAAGCUCGUCCGAACCAUGGGGAAGUUCUUCAGCUGGUGCGCGGCGCUCACAGUCGCGUUCUCUGAGUGCCCAGACGUCCAAGGCCAAGGCCAAGCCCUCAGUCCGACUGACGGCACAAGCACUAGCAGCCCAACAAGUGGCCGAGAUGGACGAUGUGAGUAUGGGCAGUUGGGAUCUUCAAGAACGGCCACAACAGCCGCCAGCUCCUUCGAUCUCCUAUGCCCCGUCGAUUCGAAGCUCAAGGGUGAUGCCAGGGCGAAGACCAUUGGCAAAGAUGGAACCUCAGCUGGAGGAGGAGUUGACCCUGGGCACGAGCGGCGAGCAUGUCUGGAGGGCACGUCCAGCACACUACAGCCUGGACGAGGAGAACUACGAGGAGGAGCUAGAGGAGGAGGAGAUCGAGCACGAGUUCUACGACGAGGGGGAGGAAUUGCAUCAACCUUUGGACGGUUGA